Molecule: messenger RNA, 1137 nt
Organism: Dothidotthia symphoricarpi CBS 119687
Lineage: Eukaryota; Fungi; Ascomycota; Dothideomycetes; Pleosporales; Dothidotthiaceae
Product: TLD-domain-containing protein
Exons: 2
Coding region: 103-996 (297 amino acids)
Biological process (GO): response to oxidative stress
Cellular component (GO): nucleus
Source: RefSeq, a predicted model, not a curated record
ACUCACAAAGAUAGCCCGCGACACCCCAGCCCACACCCUGAGUUCGCAACCACGCGCCCACGCGACCCACUGUUGAUCCACAACCAUUGAUAACCGCUGAUCAUGACUCCCACGACAGACUCGUCGCAAUCCUCCCGCCCACCCUCAUCGUCGACGCGUUCUUCAUCGUAUUUCUCAUACCCAGUUUCAUACGCCGUAACUGGCAUCCUACGCCGCCUCACCACCGACACCAAUCCCAAAGAUUCCUCAAGAUCCGAAGGCACAGGCAGUUUCCAGUCACAAAUUCAAUCAACUGCGACAUCACUUUCACACUCGUUCGCCAGCCUUCUCGACACGUCGUCCUCUUCUGCAGAUAUGCAUUCCGUCUUCCAGUCUCCACAACGGACACUCAGUCCAUUCCAACCGCCACCACUCACACCACUCACGCUGCAGGGAUAUGGAAGUGGGAUGCGCGAGAAGGGCAAGCUCUUGAGCAAGGCACUGGCGGAGGAGAUACGAUUGCUGUUCCCGCCGAGGCUGCAACUUGUGGAUGAAUGGUCGUUGAUAUAUAGCUUGGAGCAAAACGGAGUUAGUCUGGGGACACUAUACCAGAAUAGCGAGGAGUACCGAGGGAAGAGGGGGGGUUUUGUGUUGGUCGUGAAGGAUGGUGGUGGUGGAGUCUUCGGUGCAUACCUCUCUGACGCCCCACGGCCCUCCUCACAUUUCUUCGGCAACGGCGAAUGCUUUCUUUGGCGAGCACACAUCCUCACAUCCUUCCCAGAUUUUGCGAACCUCCCACCGCCACCCUCAGCAGAUACAACAAAUGCUGUUCGAAUGACAACCGUAGCGUCACCAAAAGCCAAAUCAGACAAACUGUCAGCAAUACGAUCAGGCCAGACGAGUAGAAGUGGAGCAAGCACGCCAGACAGGAUAAGAUUUAAGGCGUUUCCAUACAGUGGGGUGAACGACUACAUGAUCUUCUGUGAGCAGGGGUUCUUGAGCGUUGGUGGAGGGUAAGAUUAGGACGAUUCAUUUGUGGGAUCGAUUUGGGACUGACAAUGUUGCAGGGACGGACACUAUGGCCUCUGGCUCGACGACAAUCUGGAGAACGGCGUGUCAGACACGUGCUUGACAUUUGGCAAUGAGCCUCUCAGCGAC